AUGCAUUCCCAUCACUUGCAACUCGAGGAACCUAUCCGAAUGGCUUCAAUUCUCGAGCCUUCUAAACCUAGCUUCUUUCCCGCCAUGACGAAGAUCGUCGGAACCUUGGGCCCGAAAUCGCGAUCUGUUGAAAUCAUUUCGAGCUGCCUUCAAGCUGGGAUGUCAGUUGCAAGGUUUGAUUUUUCAUGGGGUAACACUGAAUUUCAUCAAGAGACACUGGAAAAUCUUAAGAUGGCUAUCAGGAGCACAAAAAAACUAUGUGCUGUGAUGUUGGACACUGUGGGUCCAGAGUUGCAAGUUGUCAACAAAACUGAGCAUCCUAUUUCUCUGGAAGCAGAAACCUUGGUCAUUCUCACACCCGAUCAAGAAAAAGAAGCCACUUCCAAUCUUUUACCAAUAAACUUUAGUGGGCUUUCAGAGGCAGUGAAGACUGGUGAUACAAUUUUCAUUGGUCAAUAUCUGUUCACAGGAAGUGAAACAACUUCAGUAUGGUUGGAGGUAAAUGAGGUGAAAGGAGAGGAUGUUGUUUGUUUGAUAAAGAAUUCUGCUACUCUAUCUGGUUCGUUAUUCACCUUGCAUGUAUCCCAAAUACGUAUUGAGCUGCCAACUCUCACUGAUAAAGAUAAGGAGGUUAUUAGCACAUGGGGAGUGCGUAACAAGAUAGACUUCCUUUCUUUGUCAUAUACCCGCCAUGCAGAAGACAUUCGACAUGCCCGUGACUACCUCACCAAGUUGGGUGAUCUCAGUCAAACUCAGAUUUUUGCAAAGAUUGAAAAUUUUGAGGGCCUUACCCAUUUUGAUGAGAUCCUACAAGAAGCAGAUGGUAUAAUCCUUUCUCGAGGAAACCUUGGCAUAGAUCUACCUCCAGAGAAGGUGUUUUUGUUUCAAAAGGCAGCUGUUUACAAGUGUAACAUGGCUGGAAAGCCAGCAGUGAUUACGCGUGUUGUGGACAGCAUGACCGACAACUUAAGACCCACUCGAGCAGAGGCAACUGAUGUUGCCAAUGCCGUCUUGGAUGGAAGUGAUGCAAUUAUUCUAGGUGCUGAGACUUUGCGAGGAUUAUACCCUGUUGACACCAUCUCCAUUGUUGGUAAAAUUUGUGCCGAGUCAGAGAAGGUGUUCAAUCAAGAUUUAUACUUCAAGAAGACUGUCAAAUUUGUUGGAGAACCCAUGUCCCACUUGGAAUCUAUUGCUUCCUCUGCGGUGCGUGCUGCCAUAAAGGUCAAGGCUUCUGUUAUCAUUUGUUUCACAUCAUCAGGGAGAACUGCAAGAUUGAUAGCAAAGUACAGACCAACUAUGCCUGUGAUCUCUGUUGUGAUUCCUCGGCUCAAAACAAAUCAACUACGAUGGACAUUUACUGGCGCUUUUGAGGCAAGACAAACUCUUAUUGUUAGAGGUCUCUUUCCAAUACUUGCAGAUCCUCGACAUCCUGCCGAGUCAACAAGUGCAACAAAUGAGUCAAUCUUAAACAUCUCACUGGAUCAUGGAAAAGCCAUUGGUCUCAUCAAGUCCCAUGAUCGUGUUGUCAUUUGCCAAAAAGGUUGGUGAUGAUUCUGUCGUCAAAAUCAUCGAGCUUGAAGAGUAAAGACUAAUAAGUCACUAAAUUACCUUUUAUGAGGUAUUUCUGAUUCGGCUAAUGAACAAUUUGACAUGUCUGUACAAUAAAUACACAUAUUCUGCAACUAGCCAGAAAGAAAAACAACCAGAUUAUGUCAUUCCAUUUGAAAUAUUCAUCACCCAGAAUGAUUCAACAAAACUACCUAAUCUUCAUGUAUCCCUUUUUCCCCAAAUGACACCCAACAAACAAGACUUGCAACAUAACAUAACAAAAACAUCAAAAACCAGAUCAACCAACAACAAAACGCUACAAAACAAACAUCAAAUAAUGCUGUCUAAUUUCUAAAAGUCUACCCAUGUUUUGCUUGAAAAUCCUUCAUGAAAGCAACCAACUUCUCAACACCAGCAAAAGGCAUUGCAUUAUAAAUCGAAGCCCUCAUUCCACCAACCGAUCUAUGCCCCUUCAACUGAACCAUCUUCUCUUUAGCAGCUUCCUUCACAAACUCACCUUCCAAUUCCGAUUUCUCAAGUGUAAACGGCACAUUCAUCAACGACCUCACAGAUUUCUCAACCGGACACCUGUAAAACCCUUUGCUCUCAUCAAUCGCAUCGUACAGAAUCUGCGCCUUCUUCAUGUUCUUCUUUUCAACCUCCACCAAACCACCCUGCGCCAACAGAUCUUCAAACACCAAUCCACACAUGUAAAUCCCGUAACAAGGUGGUGUGUUGUAUAACGAAUUGUUGUCGGCGUGGAUCUUGUAAUCCAACAUCACCGGUGUAAUCUCUUGAGCGUUUCCGAUCAAAUCUUUCCUUAUGAUCACUAUUGUGACACCAGAUGGGCCGACGUUCUUCUGAGCUCCGGCGUAAAUGAUCCCGAAUUUGGAAACAUCCACCGGCUUUGAACAGAAGUUGGAGGACAUAUCAGCGAUUAGAAGCGCGUCUUUGUUUUUAGGUGUCGGGUAGUCUUUGAACUCUACGCCGUGAAUAGUUUCAUUCGCGCAUAUAUGCAAAUACCUGGCGUUCGGGUUCUGAUCCAACUCAUCGAACGACGGAACCGCGGUGUAUUUCUCCGAUUUACCGGACCAGAUCACUUUAGGUUUGCAGUAUUUUGUUGCUUCCUUGAAUGCCUUGUCGCCCCACGACCCGGUCACAAUGUAAUCAACGGGAUCUUCAGGUUUACAGAUGUUGAGAGGGAUGCCGGCGAAUUGGGUGGUGGCGCCGCCUUGGAGGAACAGAACGGCGUAAUCUUCAGAGAUAUCGAGUAACUUUCUCAGAUCUGACUCUGCUUUUUGGAUGAUGGAGAGAAAUUCCUUCCCUCUGUGACUCAUCUCCAUAACACUCAUUCCAGCUCCCCGCCAAUUGUAGAGCUCCGAUUCGGCUUUCCGGAGAACAUUUUCGGGCAGCGUGGCGGGUCCAGCGGCGAAAUUAAAAACCCGAUCUUGAGCGGAGGCCGAAGCUGGUGGUGCAGCGACGGUGGCGGAGUAUGAACAUGUGAUUGAGAUGGGCUUGUUGGUGGCGCGUUUGAUCGGGAAGGCAUGGAUGGAAGGGGUGGUGGUGGUUGUUGAGGUUUUUAAGAUGCUAGGGUUUUUCAAGAGGAGGGUGUGAGGGGUAUUGGCUGACAUUGCCAUGGCUGCCUUGAAAUUAGAAGGUUGGAUGCAGAUUUUGAGGGCGUGUAUGUAUGUG
This is a messenger RNA of Lactuca virosa, 3240 nucleotides long. The record is from the annotation of a GenBank genome assembly. Lineage: Eukaryota; Viridiplantae; Streptophyta; Magnoliopsida; Asterales; Asteraceae.